Messenger RNA from Fraxinus pennsylvanica, 366 nucleotides. NCBI's taxonomy places the organism in Eukaryota, Viridiplantae, Streptophyta, Magnoliopsida, Lamiales, Oleaceae. The record is from the annotation of a GenBank genome assembly.
AUGUUCUCAAGCAAGGAACAAAACAUCUGCAAAAAAAUUUACGUUCAAGUAAAUGACUAUGCAGUAACUAUUUCACCAGAUCAAAGCAAAGGUUCUGUGGAUGAUGUAGCAUUACCAGUGGUACCUGAAUGGAAACAUGACACGGAAACCAAGUCGAAAGGCAAUAGAAAUGUUUCUGAGACAGAUGGUGCCCUUAGUUCAAUGCUAACUAAUUUUUUUUUUCAUGAUGCUCAAAAUGCUCUACUUACAAUGAGAAAAAAUAUCAAGGAAAAAGAGCUUGAAGCUUUGUUAGCUGGGAAGCAUGAUUCUUUUUCUUACUUCAUGGAGGUUCAAGCAGGAGCUGGUGGUACCGAGAGCGUGGACUAG